AUGAUUUCGAUCCGUCCAGCAACUGAUAAAGAUGCUUCUAUUAUUUUGGGAAUGAUUCGCGAACUAGCUGAAUUCGAAAAAAUGGCUGACUCUGUUGAACUCACAGAACAGAAACUGGCAGAGGACUUGAAAAGCGAGGCUUGUAGUGGCUUGUUGGCUUAUGAUAUGGAAGUAGCAGUAGGAAUGAUUUUAUAUUAUUUCGCAUACUCAACUUGGCAAGGACAGUAUAUCCAUAUGGAAGAUUUGUACAUCAAACGAGAUUUUCGACGUAGGGGCAUUGGCAAUCGUCUCUGGGCCGAAUUGUCAAAAAUCGCGAAGUCUCGAGGGUGCAAAAGAUUACAAUGGAAUGUUUUGGACUGGAACAAGCCUGCUAUUGAAUUUUACAAAAUGGCUCCCUUCAUCGAUUUGUCCAAAGAGGGAUGGUUGACUUAUCGGCUAGAUGACAAAGGGAUUGCCCAACUUGCAGAUGCAUGA
Auanema sp. JU1783 is the source of this 474-nucleotide messenger RNA. NCBI's taxonomy places the organism in Eukaryota, Metazoa, Nematoda, Chromadorea, Rhabditida, Rhabditidae. The record is from the annotation of a GenBank genome assembly.